AUCAGAAAUAUUUGAUAGCAAAAGAAAAGAGAGAAGAACUAAGACUCAGAAAUUGGAUGGAGAUGGGUCACAGCUUUUUUAGUGAAUUGUUGCCAAAUAAUUGUGAUGUUAUUGGUGAAUGUCACAGCUUCUUAAAUUUCUCUUCUUCAUCUAAUUCUUCGAAUAUUGGUCGAGACGAUGGUGGCAAAGACGACGAAGAUAUGGCGAAUUGUCUUAUCCUUCUUGCUCAAGGUGAACCUGCAGCAGCUUCUCAACCAUCUUCUUAUUCAUUGGGAAAGUUCUUCAGGAGAGACCCAGAAGGGCAAAACGGUGCGAGCAAGGCAGCGGAUGGUUGUGCCUACGAAUGCAAAACCUGCCGCCGAACAUUCCCAUCCUUUCAAGCCCUCGGUGGCCACCGCUCCAGCCACAACCACAAGAACACCCCCAUUACCCCCACCGCCACCCCCGCCAACCAUAAUUCGAUCUCCACCACAUCCCCGCCCAAUAAACAGCUACAACAACGAUUCAACAACAACAACAACGUUUCAAACCAAUUGGAUCAGGUUCGCAUGAGCCGAACCGUUUAUUACAACAAUCUCAAACCCGCCAAUCAUAGAAUUAAGGUCCAUGAGUGCUCUGUUUGUGGCGCCGAUUUCAUUUCCGGCCAAGCCCUCGGCGGGCACAUGAGACGCCACCGCCGUGGCUACGGCGGUGGAGCUUCGAGAGAUUCCAGUGAGAUUGACGGUCGUUGUUCUAAAAAGCAGAGAAGUAAUUUAUUGUGUUUGGAUUUGAAUCUCAAUCUUCCGGCACCUGAAAAUGAUAAAAGAGAGAACUCGGGUGUUGUUGCAAUGGCUGCCACGAAUUUGGUGGACUGCCAUUACUGAGAACAUUGAGCAUUUUUGCAUAAUGAAUGUAUGAUUUCUAAACGAAAAAUAUUAUGUGUGUUUGAUACGUAUGUUUAUAAUUCCAAAUUUCAACGAAAAGCACCCAAGUAAAUACUA
Messenger RNA from Cucumis sativus (cucumber), 980 nucleotides. RefSeq names its product zinc finger protein ZAT5. The transcript is spliced from 2 exons. NCBI's taxonomy places the organism in Eukaryota, Viridiplantae, Streptophyta, Magnoliopsida, Cucurbitales, Cucurbitaceae. The record is from RefSeq and is a predicted model, not a curated record. The coding region runs from base 57 to 863 and encodes 268 amino acids.